CGCGGCGAUGAGUGAAGAGGCUUUGAGUGCGCGGGUCGCUGCGCUGCAGCUGGCUUUUGAACAACAUAGAGAGAAGACCCAACAGGUAUAUGUACACACAGAAUGAACGCCGGACGGAUGGAGAAGACCCAUCGGGCUGGAUAUCUGUGCAUGUUCAGGAGAUACGUAGCAUUAAGGACCGUCAUGAGCAACAGCAGGCGGCGUUGGCGCAAAAGGCACAGGUGAAUAAAUGAACCAUCCACAGUGCCACAACGCAGGCAGUGCAGAUCUGUGUGCACACAUGCGUGUAGGAGUCUGCUGGGGAGGCUCGCCUCCGUUCUCGGCUGGAGAGUGAGAUAGCUGCCCGCCAAGCACUCGCACAGCAAGUGCAGGUAAGAGAUAGCUUCGGAGAAGGGCUAAUGACGUCUGGCUCUCUGCUGGCUGGCUCUGUGUGCGUGUCAGGAGCAGCGUCGGUAUUUGGUUGAAGAGGUGUCGAUUGACGUGAGAGUGGAGUUCGAUGAUGAGAUCAAAGAGGUCAAGGAGACCAUCGAGGAGGUGAUGGCUGGGGUCUGCUACAACCUCGAGCAAAUAGCGUUUCACUACGGCCGAAACGUUCCAUCGGUAAGCAGCAGGCAUCACCAAAGUUUCGCCGCCAUGCAGGUUACUCAUUCAUUCGGGCCAUACACAUAUAUGUAUGCUGGCUGCAGAGUAAGGGUUUGAAGCUCAUGAUGGUGGCUGACCAGCUGUGCCAGCUCGGCAAACAGGUACAUAUGCAUCCGAGACACGGCACAAACGUGUGUGUUAAUCGUGGGUUUGUGCGUGCAGUUCUUGCGUUUGUCCUCGCUGUGCGGCCAAUACCGUUUCCUUCGGGAGUGGCUGGGUGGCUUUAUGGCCCUCAAAUCAAUGAACCUGCUAUACAAGUAAAGAUUUUUCACACACACACACACACACACACUUUUACUUGGAUCGAAGGCGUCUGUAUGCGUGUUCUUCUUCUCUAGGUCGUCACGGGAUGGCCAGAAGUACCCAACAUUCCUCGACAAGACCCGUGGCGUCCCCCGGCCAUUCAUACUCAUCCGUUACGGUCCCAGCCACCUCUUUGGCUGCACCAUCGACGGGCCGCUCACAGAGCCCGAAGACCCUCAACAUUACGCAUUCACCCCCCGCCCCGUGUCCCUCUACAGCAUCAGCGGCGCGUAUGACAUGCCUUGUGAGAUCCCCAUACCAACAGAUAAGCCACAGGUGGUGGGGGUGGUGGGCCGGGAGGUAACGAACCACAGCGCAUCAGCUGUAUUGAUUAGUGCGUGGGAGGUGGCAAACCUGCGGUUGGCGUUUGCGAGGCCUGGCACGACUGUUACCCCCAGCGCGUCGUCCAUGUUGGUCAGGAAGGAGCAUUUGCCGAGGGGCUUCCAGGGCCCGACGACCAGGGACUCACCUGACGGCGUCUACGGCACUCUGGCAGGUGUGGCGUACUUCAGCCCCACUGAAGUGGAGGUGUGGGCUCUGACACCCUAGAACACAUACAAUCGGUGAGGAAAUCAUGCAAAUACGCAACGCAAUACGGUCUGAUGUCGUAUCGGUCCCUUUCUGUCUCAGAUGGGUGCCUUCGUAGCUGGAGUAUAUCUUGCGGGCGCGUCGCCAGCGGCAUUAGUGUGUGUGUUUUGACCGCCGCCUUGCCGAUUCCAUGUCCACUUCCCUACGGACAAUGCAUGUGAGCUGACCAAACACUAUUGAUGGAUGGACUUGAUCGAUGUGGUUGGGUGCGACCGCAAUGAUUUCAUGCAAACGGCGUGCGUACAGCGAUUAACGGCCCAGCUAAGUGUGACGGUCCACACACAGAAACAAAUGGCGUCCAUAACAAGACCAGACACUGCAGCCGUGCGUGACAUGCCCGCAUUCGUGUCCUCAUGUCUCUCUCCCUCUGCGUGUUUGAGUGUGAGUACAUUGAAUCCCUCCC
Messenger RNA from Vitrella brassicaformis, 1936 nucleotides. The record is from the annotation of a GenBank genome assembly. NCBI's taxonomy places the organism in Eukaryota, Vitrellaceae.